Pomacea canaliculata is the source of this 6910-nucleotide messenger RNA. Its product is annotated as myosin heavy chain, striated muscle-like. Gene Ontology annotation, molecular function: actin filament binding; cytoskeletal motor activity; ATP binding. The record is from RefSeq and is a predicted model, not a curated record. Gene Ontology annotation, cellular component: myosin complex. Lineage: Eukaryota; Metazoa; Mollusca; Gastropoda; Architaenioglossa; Ampullariidae.
CAGAACAGCUUGCGAUCGCUGUUCUGUUGUUGGCCUAGGGGGCGCGCGCAGUCUUCCCGUUGCGGCUGUCUCACGACGUUUUGAGAUUUCGUUUAUAAUAAGAGGGGAGACCUCUGGUCAGAUACAUCGCCAUGUUUGAUCCAACCGAUCCCGAUUUUGAGUAUCUUGCGGUUGACCGCAAGAAGCUCUUGAGGGAGCAAACCCAGACCUUCGAUGGCAAGAAGAACUGCUGGGUUCCAGAUGACAAAGAGGGUUUCUUGGCCGCUGAAAUCCAGAGCACCAAGGGUGAUGAGAUCACAGUCAAGCUGGUCAAGAACAAUGAGACGAAGACGUUCAAGAAGGAUGACAUCCAACAAAUGAACCCACCCAAGUUCGAGAAGAUCGAGGACAUGGCCAACAUGACUUACCUGAACGAGGCGUCUGUCUUGCACAACUUGAAGACCCGUUACAGUGCUGGUCUGAUCUAUACCUACUCCGGGUUGUUCUGCGUCGCCAUCAACCCCUACAGACGUCUGCCCAUCUACACACAAAGCAUCAUCGACAAGUACCGUGGCAAGAGGAAAACUGAGAUGCCGCCCCAUCUCUUCUCCAUAUCUGACGCUGCAUACCAGUACAUGUUGCAAGAUCGUGAGAACCAGUCCAUGUUGAUCACUGGGGAGUCUGGAGCCGGUAAGACUGAGAACACGAAAAAGGUUAUCCAGUACUUUGCAGCCGUCGCUGCCUCGCAAGCGAAAAAAGAGGAGGAACCUGAUCCCACCAAGAAGAAGACCGGCUCCCUGGAAGACCAAAUCAUUCAAGCUAAUCCUGUACUGGAAGCCUAUGGUAACGCUAAGACCACCCGUAAUAACAACUCUUCCAGAUUCGGUAAGUUCAUCCGAAUCCACUUCGGAACACAGGGCAAGAUCGCCGGAGCUGACAUCGAGUUUUACCUACUGGAGAAGUCCCGUGUGACCUUCCAGCAGCCAGCGGAGCGUAACUACCACAUCUUCUACCAACUGACCUCCAACGCUCUUCCACAACACACGGUACGUGUUUCAACGGCUAACAAUAAAUUGUUGAUCAGCCCGGAUGCUGGCCUGUACUCCUUCAUCAACCAAGGCUGUCUGGUCGUAGAUGGUAUCGACGAUGUGGAGGAAAUGAACGUCACCGAUAGUGCCUUCGACAUCUUGGGCUUCACAAGCGACGAGAAGCUGAGCAUGUACAAGUGCACCGCCGCCAUCAUGCAUUUCGGAGAGAUGAAGUUCAAGCAGCGACCCAGGGAGGAGCAGGCUGAAGCCGACGGCACCGCUGAGGCCGAGAAGGUGGCUUUCCUACUUGGCAUCAACGCUGGCGACCUGCUGAAGGGUCUGCUCAAGCCCAAGAUCAAGGUCGGCAAUGAAUACGUGACUCAAGGACGCAACAAAGAUCAGGUGGUGUACUCUGUGGCCGCUCUGGCGAAGUCACUGUACAACCGCAUGUUUGAGUGGCUGGUCAAGCGUGUCAACAAGACCCUGGACACCAAGAACAAGCGUCAGUUCUUCAUCGGUGUGCUGGACAUCGCCGGUUUCGAGAUCUUCGAUUACAACAGCUUUGAGCAGCUGUGCAUCAACUACACCAACGAGCGACUGCAGCAGUUCUUCAAUCACCACAUGUUCAUCCUGGAACAGGAGGAAUACAAGAAGGAAAACAUCGACUGGGAGUUCAUCGACUUCGGUAUGGACUUGCAGGCCUGCAUCGAUCUUAUUGAGAAGCCUAUGGGUAUCCUCUCCAUCCUUGAAGAAGAGUGCAUGUUCCCCAAAGCUACAGACAAGUCUUUCCUGGACAAGCUGAUGGACAACCACAUGGGCAAGUCUCCCAACUUCGGCAAAGCCGGAAAGCCCAAGAAGGCCGGUCAAGUACAAGCUCACUUUGAGCUCCAUCACUAUGCUGGCAGUGUGCCAUACAACAUCACUGGGUGGCUGGAGAAGAACAAGGAUCCCCUCAACGAGACUGUGGUCGAGCUGCUGACUCACUCCAAGGAGGCCCUGGUGCAGACACUGUUCGUCUCUCCUGAUGCCCAAGAGGGUGGCGCACCUGCCAAAAAGAAGAAGUCCACCGCUUUCCAGACAAUUUCCUCCACACACAAGGAGUCUCUGAACAAGCUGAUGAAGAACUUGUACAGCACCCAUCCCCACUUCGUGCGUUGCAUCAUCCCCAACGAGAACAAACAGCCUGGUGAAAUCGAUUCUCACCUGGUGCUGCACCAGCUGCAAUGUAACGGUGUGCUUGAGGGCAUCCGUAUCUGCCGCAAGGGCUUCCCCAACAGAAUCAUCUACUCUGAGUUCAAACAGAGAUACUCCAUCCUGGCUCCCAACGCCAUCCCUCAGGGCUUCGUGGAUGGCCGACAGGUGACGGACAAGAUCCUGACGGCCCUGCAGCUGGACACCGCCGAGUACCGCCUGGGUACCACCAAGGUCUUCUUCAAGGCCGGUGUGCUGGGUAUGCUGGAGGACAUGCGUGACGAGCGUCUGUCCAAGAUCAUCUCCAUGUUCCAGGCCCACAUCCGUGGCUACCUCAUGCGCAAGGCCUACAAGAAACUGCAGGACCAGAGAGUGGGACUGUCCGUGAUCCAACGCAACAUCCGCAAAUGGUUGGCACUCAGGAACUGGCUGUGGUGGAAGCUGUACUGCAAGGUAAAGCCACUGCUGAACAUCGCUCGUGCUGAGGACGAGAUGAAGAAGAAGGAAGAGGAGCUGGAGAAGACUAAGACCGAGCUGGAGAAGACGGAGAAGCUGCGCAAGGAGCUGGAGGAGCAGAAUGUCACCCUGCUGCAGGCCAAGAACGACCUGUACCUGCAGCUGCAGGCUGAACAGGACAACCUCGCCGAUGCCGAGGAGCGCAUCGAGAAGCUGGUGACACAGAAGGCCGACUACGAGCAGCAGCUGAAGGAACUGGAGGAGCGUCUGUUGGACCAGGAGGAUGAGGCUGGCGAGAUGGGCGAGAAGAACAAGAAGCUUCAGGAAGAGGUUAAGGAACUCAAAGCAGACGUCGAAGAGCUUGAGAACAACCUGGCCAAGGCAGAGCAGGAGAAGCAGACUAAGGACAACCAAAUCAAGACUCUGCAGGACGAGAUGGCUCAACAGGAUGAACAGAUCGCCAAGUUGAACAAAGAGAAGAAGGCCAUGGAGGAGCUGCAGAAGAAGACCCUGGAAGAUCUGCAGGCCGAGGAGGACAAGGUCAACCACCUGACCAAGCUAAAGACCAAACUGGAACAGACCCUUGACGAGCUGGAGGACAACUUGGAACGAGAGAAGAAGGUGCGUGGUGAUGUGGAGAAAGCCAAACGUAAGCUGGAGCAGGACCUGAAGGCCACACAGCAGAACGUGGAGGAACUCGAGCGCGUGAAGCGCGAGCUGGAGGAGAAUGUCAGGAGGAAAGACAUGGAGAUCAACGGCCUCUCCUCCAAACUGGAGGACGAGCAGAACCUCGUGGCCCAGCUGCAGAGAAAGAUCAAAGAGCUGCAGGCUCGCAUUGAGGAGCUCGAGGAGGAGCUGGAGGCUGAGCGCCAGGCCAGGGCGAAGGUUGAGAAACAGAGGCAGGAACUUGCACGCGAGCUUGAUGAACUUAGCGAGCGUCUGGAUGAAGCUGGUGGCGCCACCUCAGCUCAGGUUGAGCUGAACAAGAAGCGCGAGCAGGAGCUGCUGAAGCUGCGUCGUGACAUGGAGGAGAGCGCCCUGCAGCACGAGGCUCAGAUCGCCGCCCUCCGCAAGAAGCAGCAGGAUGCUGCCUCCGAGAUGGCGGAACAGAUCGACCAGUUGCAGAAGGUCAAGAGCAGGGUUGAGAAGGAGAAGGCACAGCUGAAGGCCGAGGUCGACGAUCUGCAGGCCCAGAUCCAACACGUCGGCAAGAACAAGGGCAUGUCCGAGAAGAUGACGAAGCAAGUGGAGGCUCAGCUGAGCGAGCUCAACGCCAAAGUGGAAGAGGGCGCCCGCGCCAUCAACGAGCUGCAAGGCCAGAAGGCUCGUCUGCAGCAGGAGACGGCCGACCUCACCCGCCAGCUGGAGGAAUCCGAGCACCGCGUGGGCAGCUCACCAAGGAGAAGACGCAUGGCAGUCCAGCUCGAGGAGGCUAAGCGCAGCCUUGAGGACGAGACCCGCGCCCGACAGAAACUCUCCAGCGAGGUCCGCAUGACCUCUGACCUGGACGCCCUGCGCGAACAGCUGGAAGAGGAGCAGGAUGUCAAGGCCGAUCUGCAGCGCCAGCUGUCCAAGGCCAACACCGAGGCCCAGCAAUGGAGAGCCAAGUUCGAGGGCGAGGGUGCCGCACGUGCAGAAGAGCUGGAGGAGUCGAGACGCAAGCUGCAGGCCAAACUGCAGGAGGCUGAGCAGGCUGCUGAAGCCGCCAAUGCCAAGGUCGUUGGUCUGGAGAAGGCCAAGGCCAGGCUGCAAGGCGAGCUGGAAGACCUUAUGGUUGAUGUUGAGCGUGCCAACGCCAAUGCCAACAACCUUGAGAAGAAGCAGCGUGGUUUCGACAAGACAAUCGCUGAGUGGCAGGCCAAGGUCAAUGACCUCCAGGCCGAGCUGGAAAAUGCCCAGAAAGAGGCUCGCGGCUAUUCCGCUGAACUCUUCCGCGUUAAGGCUCAGGUUGAAGAGGCCAACGACACCAUCGAAGCCUUGCGCCGUGAGAACAAGAACCUGGCUGACGAGAUCCACGACCUCACAGACCAGCUCAGCGAGGGUGGACGCAGCGUGCAUGAGGUUGAGAAGGCUCGCAAGCGCCUGGAGCUGGAGAAGGAGGAGCUGCAGGCUGCCCUGGAGGAGGCCGAGGCUGCACUCGAACAGGAGGAGGCCAAGGUGCUGCGCUCGCAACUCGAGAUCUCCCAGGUUCGCCAGGAGAUCGACCGCCGCAUCCAGGAGAAAGAGGAGGAAUUCGAAAACACUCGUCGCAACCACCAGCGCGCACUGGACUCCAUGCAGGCCAGCUUGGAGGCUGAGUCCAAGGGCAAAGCCGAGGCCAUGCGUGUCAAGAAGAAGCUGGAGCAGGACAUCAACGAGUUGGAGGUGGCCCUGGACCAGGCCAACCGCGGCAAGGCCGAGCUGGAGAAGACAGCCAAGAAACUCCAGCAAUCUCUCAAGGAAACCCAGACCCAAGUGGAAGAAGAACAAAGGGCUAGGGACGAGGCACGUGAGUCCUAUAACCUGGCCGAGCGCCGCUGCAAUGCCCUGACUGCCGAACUUGAGGAAAUGCGAGUUGCCCUGGAACAGGCCGACCGUGCUCGCAAGGCCGCUGAAAACGAACUGGCCGACGCCAACGACCGCGUCAACGAGCUUUCUGCCCAGGCCACUUCCUUCCAAGCUCAGAAGAGAAAGCUGGCCGACAUCCAGGCCAUGCAGACCGACCUUGAUGAGGUGAACAAUGAACUGCGCAACUCCGAGGAGCGCUCCAAGAAGGCCAUGGCUGACGCCGCACGUCUGGCUGACGAACUGAAACAGGAACAGGAGCAUUCUCUGCAGGUGGAGAAACUCCGCAAGGCACUGGAGAGCCAGCUGAAGGACAUGCAAGUUCGGCUGGACGAGGCUGAGGCCCAGGCUCUCAAGGGAGGCAAGAAGAUCAUCCAGAAACUGGAACAGAGAGUACGCGAGUUGGAGGUCGAGCUUGACAACGAGCAGCGCCGUCAUGCUGAGACUCAGAAGAACAUGAGGAAGGCAGACAGGAGGCUGAAGGAGCUGGCCUUCCAGAGCGACGAGGAUCGCAAGAACCAGGAGCGCCUUCAGGAAGUCAUCGACAAGCUCCAGGCCAAGAUCAAGACAUACAAGAGACAAGUGGAGGAGGCUGAGGAAAUCGCUGCUGUGAACCUGGCCAAGUUCCGCAAGGUGCAGAACGAACUGGAGGACGCUGAAGAGCGUGCCGACACCGCCGAGGGAACUCUGUCUAAGCUCCGCGCCAAGAACAGGUCUUCUGUCUCGGUGUCUCGCACUUCCGCCAGCCCUGCGCCACCGGCAUUGUCAGCUGCCGCUGCCAGAGGCAGGGAACGCGCCCCUUCCACUGAUUAAAUGCUCGCCCGCUACUACACUCUGCGGGGAUCCACGACCGGACUGAACAGUUCCUUCCGUUCAGCCACACCGUCCAAUGAGGGGGACUACGAUGACUACUAGAUAAGGACACCAGUCACUGACAACGACCAGCAUCCACUGCAAGCCAAGGCCCACGUCCCUUUUUUUUCUUUUCUUUCUUGUGUUAGCCGCACCAACAGAAGAGAGCAUUAUCUACGAUGCAACUUUCAUGAUCAUUUGGAAGACUAGUGUGGAUGGAUCCCGAAGAGAGAGACAAUAUGAGUUUUUUGUUUGUUUUAAAGUGUACAGUGACAUUAAUGUUUCUCUGUAAAAGUGAAACUGUUUCUAGCUGUUGAUGUUUGUCAUUUUUCCCUUGUGCGUUCAUAUUUCUGUGAAUAUUUUCAUUGGAACAACCAAAUCUGGUGGCCGUUCGUCGGAUGCGAUUGAUGUGAUAAUAAUUUUCUUGUGGUUUUCUGCCAAACACAAGAAUCCUUAGUGCAAUUCAGGAAAUGGCGUCAACGGCGGACAAAAGCUUUCUUAAUCUCUGUUCGUUGAGGGAAAACGAUAUGAACUGGAGACUUGUAUGUGAUUAUAUGCUCUUAGAUGUUAAGUUUGAUUUUUUUGCCUAGAUAUUUAUUACACGUAUGAAAACUUGCAUUAAGUUAUUCGUGUGAUUUUUGCCCAAAUUGUGGGUGCUCAUAUACAGACUGAACAUUGCAUCAGCAGCUAUUUGCAGUGACAAUUUCUUUCAAAGUUCCCUCAUUGGACGCCGUUGUAGAAACAGACUAGCUUUCAAUGCGGGGUGGUCUGUUUCUACUGUGUUUAAAAUUUUGAAAACACUUUAAUAAUUAUUUCAGCCGCAUACCAGUGAAUAAAGAGUCUGUCCAAGCAAUUUUAAA